UGCUGGGGCAGAACAGGGAAAUGAAGUUAUCAGACAGGCCAGCCCCGCAGCAGCUCUGCCCGUAGCGAGCUCGGUGACACUUACACGGACUAUCACAGCUAUGAAAGUGCUCCUUUUCGGCGGUUUGUAGCUACAGUCGGUGCCGGUUGGACUGCCACACUUGUCGGAUUCCCCUCGCGGACUUUUCGGCGGAUUUGGAGUGUGGGACAACUCGCUAGCCUGCUAGCUCACCUUUAGCCUCCGAGUGUCUUUCAGCUUCAAAAGUAGACUUCAGCCGAGAUCUUCAGCCAUGCCUUUUCCCUUUGGAAAGUCUCAGAAGAGUCCUGCUGAAAUCGUGAGGAGUUUAAAGGAGAAUGUGGCAUACAUGGAAAAGCUGGAUUCUGCAGACAGCAAAAAGUGUGAAAAGGUUGCAGAGGAAGUGUCUAAACAUCUGGCUUCACUGAAGGAAAUACUCAGUGGUACUGGUGACAAGGAGCCUCAAACCGAAGCUGUGGCCCAGCUCGCACAGGAGCUGUACAACACCAACCUGCUCAUUGCUCUCAUUGCAAACCUACAGAAAAUUGAUUUUGAGGGGAAGAAGGAUGUGGUCCAUUUGUUCAGUAAUAUUGUGAGACGUCAGAUUGGAACUCGCACGCCCACGGUAGAAUACAUCUCUACACACCCGCAGAUCCUCUUCAUGCUUCUGAAAGGAUAUGAGAGUGCAGAAGUGGCCCUGAAUUGUGGCAUGAUGCUGAGAGAGUGCCUGCGUCACGAGCCCCUGGCGAGGACCGUGCUCUUCUCCGAGGACUUCUACUGCUUCUUCCGUUACGUGGAGCUCUCCACCUUUGACAUCGCCUCAGACGCUUUCGCCUCGUUCAAGGAUCUUCUCACCAGACACAAGAUUAUGUGUGCGGAUUUCCUGGAGAACAACUACGACCGGGUUUUCACAGAUUAUGAAACGCUUCUGCAUUCUGACAACUACGUGACCAAGCGGCAGUCCUUGAAGCUCCUCGGGGAACUUCUCCUGGACAGACACAACUUCACUGUCAUGACCAAGUACAUCAGUCGUGCGGAGAACUUGAAACUGAUGAUGAACUUGCUGCGAGACAACAGCCGGAACAUUCAAUUUGAGGCAUUCCACGUCUUUAAGGUGUUUGUUGCAAACCCCAACAAGACUCAGCCCGUGCUGGACAUACUGCUGAAGAACCAAACCAAGCUGGUGGAGUUCCUCAGCCACUUCCAGACGGACAGAUCCGAGGACGAGCAGUUCUGUGAUGAGAAGAACUACCUGAUCAAGCAGAUCCGGGAUCUGAAAAAACCCACCACACCGGAGGAAGCCUAAAGCCGCACAGACAGCUGCUGUUUCAGGUGGAGGAGUUUCAUGGUGGCGGUCGGUGCUGCAGAGAGCUAGAUGUGAGAAAAAAAAACACCUUCCAUUAAGAGUUAAAGGGCCAGUGUGUAGGAUUUGGGAGAGUCUGUGGGCAGAAAUGGAAAAUAAUAUUCAUUCAGGUUUCAUAGGAUUAUAAUCACCCGCUAAGCCUUGUGUUCUGCUCUGUUGAGAGUCUUUGGUUUCUGUCUAGGGAGCGGGUCUUUUCCUUUUGAGGUUGUGGAACUGCAUAGCACCGUUUCAAGCUGGAGAAAGUACGAAUGAAGCACCAGCUCCUGAGCCCUCUCUGCUUCUUAGCAGGUUCCCUGGCCCCCGUAGCUUCUCUUACGCUUUAAAGAUAGCACAAUGAAAGGGAGUCUGUGCCCUCGUCGGCAAAAACGCCACUAAAUUCUACACACUGGUACUCAAACAUCGAGGACAAAACAUAGGAAAAGAACAUCAAAUUGGCUUCUUUUACAUUCUGGUUUUGUGUGGAGGUGGUUUCCAUCCAGCAACACAAUGGGCCAAGAACUGUUAUUUAAACCGCAGUGCUUCUUCUUCUUCUUCCUCCCUUUUUAGUGACGAUGAGAUGCCUUUAGUCUGUUUAUGUUGGACGUUAAACUGUUACCCCUCUACUUACACUGUUGCUGGCUGAGACUCUUCUGUUGUCUGAGGUGGGCUUCAGAGUCCUUUUUGCAAACUCUUCUUUUAGAGGUUGAAAUGCUGAGAAGUAAAUAUAUAUUGUUUUUCUAAUGUAUCUUGAACCAUUUAAAGCACAGUAAACCUUCUCUUUGGACUUUGUGUAAUCUGAUUGCUUAGGUUUGGUUUCUUGCCUUAUUGUUAGCCUUUUGGUCAAACGGGGACUGAUCUUUAGCCGAUCUUUGGAUGAACUGCUUUGGAGUGAGAUUUGGAGCGCACGGACCAGCUCAGCACAAAGUAGUGACAUUAGCUGAUUAAUGUGUAGUUUAGCUGGCUUCGGGCUGCGGGCGUCGGGUCACAGGGGUGAGACGUGGAACACUCGCCCGUGCAUUAGGCGGCACAGGAAGAGAAAAUCAAAACCAUAGAGGGAUCAAUCAAUUAAUUGUGCUGUGAUUUUUUUUUUUUUUUUUUUUUUUUUUAGUUUGCACCCUGUGAUGCUGGCAUGACUGAAAUAGAAACAAGGCGUCAGAUAACGCCGCAGGGCACCAGCCAUCCGUUCACAGCCAGCAGACAGGAUACACCCAUUGAUCUCGUGGCGAUCGCUCCACGCGGUGGAGGCGGCCAGCAGCCGUUCACCAAAACACACCCGCUGCAUCACAGCCGUUACGUCCAUGUCGCAGCAGGAGGUGUUGAGCUUUAAAAUAGUGUCAUUGAUUUCAGUCAGUCACUGACUUCAGCCUAUAAUGUUUAGUAGUUAAACAUGACAUUCAGGCUGGGAAUUGGAUGUAACAACUUGAUAUUGUUCACCGUUGAUUUUCAGAGUGAAAAUGUGCUUCUAGAAUUAUUAUUCCCCUUUAGAAUAUCUCCAAUACUCUCAGUACUACACAUGCUUCAGAUGUAUCAUAAGCAGAUGAGCGUGCUUCAGGAGAAAAGCUGCAAAUGUCAAAACAAACAGCAGGUUUGAACUUCGAGUUGAGAACUCCUCGCUGAUCUCAGUCGCACCAGGAAGUGGCAGAAGCAGAACUGAUUGAUCUCCUCUCUUAGCCAUGGAAGCUUUGGAUGUUACAACAUUGACUUUACUGCCAGAAUUUUUUCAAGAGUCACUUUGUUUUUUUUGAAGUGGAUCAUUUAUUCAGUUUGAAUCUUUAAGAAGCAGAAAAUUAAAGUGGUGAAUUGCAAAUUGACCUCAAAGAAGCCGCCUCACCCUCCUGCUCUCUUCUGAUCUAUAACCAGCUGUAACAGGCCUGUGAUUCGCCUGAGAUGACAUUUUCAGAAAACGCACACAACUCCAUUUCUGUUGGAACAGCACUGACUUGAUCCCUCACACACACUUCACACCGAGUUAUAUAAAUAUAUAUAUAUAUAGAAGAUGUUUGAUUUCUGUCUCUGAUUGUGACCAAAUACUGGGUAGUAAUUGGGGUGUGGAGGUGUGUGGCCUGUGCACAGUCUUUUAGUAUAUACCUCAUGGGGUUUGAGUUUGCAAAAUGCUGUGUUCUUUUUCCUUCCUUCUCUCUUUGACAUGAUAUUUUAUUGGCUAUUUUAAACAUACACAACAUUGGGAUGUAUGCAUGCCUAAAUAUAAUAUAUAUAUGUAUAUGUUCAGACUUGAACAGGGACUGCAGGCUGGUUUUCUCAAUGGGAAGCCAGAUUUUUACACUUAAAUAUUUCAUUGGGCGGUGCCGCACAAACGUUAAUUCAUAAUGAAUUGCAGUGUGGUACCCUGUAAUGAAUGUUGCCUUAUUUAAAAGACAUUUAAUGGAUCGUAAUGAUCGUGUUAAAUUCCAGACCUCUUAAUUUGUUUUGAAACCAAAGUGACCAUGAAAGAAAAAAAGGGUGAAAAAAUUGUAUAUUUCAUGUCCCAAAUGCAUUAUUAUUGACUUUCUCAGGUUCAUAUGUAGACUUCUUUAUUUUCCUUUGCAGGCUGCUUUACGCUCCAAGCGUGAUCCUGCGAGUGUACAUAUGUUUUAAUCUAAUCCGCAGGCAUCACUCGGUAGUUUAGGUAACUAACCGACUUCUAUUUGUUGUUUUUGAGUAACUGAUCGCUGUUUGGUAAACUGCACCGGGUAGUUACAUUGAUCUUUAGCAGCCAUAGAAUCAUUUGGGAACUCUGCUGUGAACAUGGUACAUUCAACAAAUAGACUGAAGUCCUCACCGUGCUCCGUCAUGGACAAACGGAUAAAAACAUUUUCAACAAACUUCUGGAUUAAUGACAAAAGUAUUAAAAUCUCUGGAUCCUGAAUAUCAAUACUCUAUAUUCCACUGUGGUUUUCUGAAAAAAUAAGUAAUUCAGUGUCAAAGCUUUCAGUCAGAAGAUGCACUGUGAAGGACAUGCUGUGCCCAGCUUUCCCACCAGGGGGUGCUGUGGGUUACACUUGCACCUUGUAUUGGAUCUAUAACUUAUUUCACUUCUCUCACCCUACCUCCAGUUCUUAACUAUUUAAAAAAAAUCACUGGCAAGGCUAUGCAGACAGGAAUUCAAAAUCUUCUCAUGUACCGGAUAUUUCAUGAUUUAUUUUUCUGUAUUUUUAUUUCCUUUUGAGCCCCCCUCCUCCCCCUUUUUUUUUUUUUUUUUUUUAACUCUGUUGCCUUCUUUUUCUCCUCUUAUUCUUUCCACACUGGAUAUGUUAUUUACCAUGGGAGCGAACUAUGUGUACAUAACUUUAUAAAAUAUAAGUGAAGUGUGAAAGCGUUGAUGAGAAUAAAAGUUUAUUGCAAGCUA
Messenger RNA from Salarias fasciatus (jewelled blenny), 4703 nucleotides. It is a transcript of the gene cab39l1, whose product is annotated as calcium binding protein 39, like 1. NCBI's taxonomy places the organism in Eukaryota, Metazoa, Chordata, Actinopteri, Blenniiformes, Blenniidae. The coding region runs from base 290 to 1321 and encodes 343 amino acids. Gene Ontology annotation, molecular function: protein serine/threonine kinase activator activity. Gene Ontology annotation, biological process: intracellular signal transduction. The transcript is spliced from 9 exons. The record is from RefSeq and is a predicted model, not a curated record.